Messenger RNA from Dromiciops gliroides (monito del monte), 549 nucleotides. RefSeq names its product ragulator complex protein LAMTOR1-like. The record is from RefSeq and is a predicted model, not a curated record. The transcript has a single exon. Lineage: Eukaryota; Metazoa; Chordata; Mammalia; Microbiotheria; Microbiotheriidae. Gene Ontology annotation, molecular function: molecular adaptor activity; guanyl-nucleotide exchange factor activity. Gene Ontology annotation, cellular component: lysosome; Ragulator complex; membrane raft. The coding region runs from base 1 to 549 and encodes 182 amino acids. Gene Ontology annotation, biological process: lysosome organization; cellular response to amino acid stimulus; positive regulation of MAPK cascade.
AUGGGGAGCUGCUGCUGCAGCUGCGAGGACGAGGAGGCCCCCGCUGGAGAGGAGCGGGCUCGGCUGCUGGAACCUCCCGGCGAGCAGGACGGGUCCUCCACAUCCGACUCGCAGAGCUGUCCGGACGAGCAGUCCUUUCUCGCGUCCAUCCUGGCCGAGGUGUCGAGCAGCAUCAUCGACGUGGCAGCGGCCCAGUCGCAGCGCCUGGGGCCUCACGAAUGCAUGGAUCGCGCCCGUUUGUAUCACAGUCGGCUCGCCAAGCUCAACUGGGCCGUUGUUUGCGGAGGCGGGAGCUGCUGCGGAUCCGGGACCAGCUGCGGCGGUGGAUCAUCUGGAGGCGGUCUUCGGAGCUACUGGAAGAAGAAGGGGCCGCCCGCCACGCCCCUGCCCUCCUUUACCAACCACCCACACCGCGUGUUGGCCGGCGCCCUGGUACCCUACGCAGACGUACAGCAGGCCAUGCUCAUCGCAGCAGACGCCCACCGCGCCAUGCAGCACGUGCGCGUUCUGCCCCAGGAGGAGUUCGUGGUGCAGUUCGAGGUGGUGUGA